This is a messenger RNA of Paramacrobiotus metropolitanus, 3058 nucleotides long. RefSeq lists its product as uncharacterized. Gene Ontology annotation, biological process: adenylate cyclase-activating G protein-coupled receptor signaling pathway; cell surface receptor signaling pathway. Bases 164 to 3058 code for a protein of 964 amino acids. Lineage: Eukaryota; Metazoa; Tardigrada; Eutardigrada; Parachela; Macrobiotidae. The record is from RefSeq and is a predicted model, not a curated record. Gene Ontology annotation, molecular function: G protein-coupled receptor activity. Gene Ontology annotation, cellular component: membrane. The transcript is spliced from 10 exons.
UCCACAUUGCAGAAAAUAUGACUGUAUAGAACAUAAAAAAAACUUUUCUAAAUUGCUUUCAAAAUUUUCUUAGUAGCGUUUGAACUCACUCCACUCAUAAGUUUUGUGCAGCCAACUUGGCUAUUCCGUGACCGUGUUAAUGCGUAAAGGUUGAAAAUUUGGAAUGCUGUUUUACCGAUUAGUGGCACCGUUCGCACUAUUUCCAUUUCUUGCUAUAGGUAUAUUAUACGAUCGUCUGCCGCCUGUCCAGUUAAAUUAUCUCAAGCAGAACAGGAAUGGCUGCAACUAUCCCCACUCCGAAGGAUUUUACACUUGGUUUGCUCUAUCUCGCGGCAAUGCUUUUUCCUGCGAUAUGGAUGGCGCCCAGCAGAGCAGCGUCGGCGAUCGGCUAGAUGCCUGCCCGGACUGGUUACGAGCGUUCUCGCUCUAUCCUAUGCAAUUUCAGACGCUUCCACACAAUUCCGAUUCCGAUAAAACCGUCAUUUCCCAAUAUGCGCAAUCAAGAUGCUAUAUGAAAGCUGACUUGUUAGGAACUUAUUACAGCGAACGUAACACCGCUCCCAUGGCAUCAGCAAGAUUCGUACCAAGUGGUUGCACAAAAUUGCAGACUUCAUUUUGGUACCGAAUGUCAUCUCAGCCGAUUAUUACCAGAAACCGUAGCAGAAACUAUUUUCUCGAAUUGAUAUUAUCUAAACAAUACCCUGCCAAUCUCAUCGGGGAAUCCUUACAGACUUUCCAGAUUUGGGGCAGCACAAUCGAUUUUCAGGGAUUUCCCGGCGCCAAUGUGUGGACGAAUGCAGCGGUCGAGUAUUCAGUGGACACCGCCACCGGUGUUUUCCUUAACUUUUUUGCGCAUCAUGGUGAUACGUGCAACACCAUGUCCAUUGAUUUGGAUACUGUCGAGACGCGACUGGCAGUCCCAAAAAGGAACUGCAAUGCCACCACAACGACUUCAGGCCCGCUUGUGUCUGAAUUAACUAAAACGACCACAAGAAUGCCACUGUCACGUUCACCAAACCCAGUGUCACUAUCAACAUUUACUACGAGUGAUACUCAGCUGCCAGUUGCGCUGUCGACAAUUCGUGCAGCAACGGCUGUUCCGGCACAAAUCGAAACCACCACUACAAUGAUAUUAUCACCCAUCAGUGUGCAACUUCAGCAAGUAAUCAACAAAGAAAAUUACCCAAACACGACGGCCUACUAUACUCAGUCGGCACAUAACGUUUUGGAAACGCUGGAAAACGGUAUCAAAAACGAGAGCUUAGAAACUGGCUUCGGAGACAUUAUGACGAUAGCCCAAUUCUUCCAAGAAUUCGCGGAGAUGCCUCCCCCGUUAGGUUUACUAGUGCCAGAAGGAGCGCAAGAGAACGCUGUUAACACUCUACUCCAGAUUACGGAUGCAACCGCCAGCGCAGAGGAAUCUGGUACAGUCACGGCAGACGAUAGUCAACACGGACAAUAUGCCGCAGCCACCAUUUAUCAAUCACUGGAAAAGAUGUAUAACAAUCUGCCGUUAGCAAAGGAACCCUAUAUAUUCACGUCCACAUACUCCUUGGCUUAUGCUCAUGUAUUUCACAUCAACGUUACGUCAAUAUUCGAUCAGCCGAAAAUGUAUACAAAGCUGAUAGUGUCUAGCUUCAGCUGGGAAAGAGGAAUUACGAGUUCUACAAACGAGAGCAUGGCUUCUGUAGCGGUGAUUAAUCUUAACGUUAAAGCAUUGCGGGAAGCCUACGAGGAACUAAAAAAUGGGGCCAAUACAACAAGGUCUGUGUUUGCAUUUUCGCUGUCCGCAAUGCCUGAGUUCAGGUUUGCCAGAUAUACCGGCACUAACGAAGCGCAAGUACGGUCAAGUCCAAUAAUGCUGCUGGCAUCCGUGGAUCACACGCUUAGUCGUAGAGAUAUUAUCACCAUUCGUCACAAUGUCGAUCGAUUGUUUCAUAAUCCGUCUGGCGUCAAAAGGCGUCACCAGUGCAUCUUCCUGGAUUACACUUUACAGCAGUGGUCGGAAGACGGGUGUAGGCUUACAGCCAAAUAUCCACAAUGGGGCAACACCACCGUGGAAUGCACGUGUGAUCAUCUGACGCCGUUCUCGCUUCUGUUAACGCUGUGUGGCAGUCUGUCCAACUCUUUUGCUUCCAGAAAAGAACCUUUUACCUUUGAUCUGGCUGUUGUAACAACAGCCACCACCACGGUAUCAGCCGUGUGCUGCCUGGUGUCCUUUGUUAUCAUAAUCGUCAAAGUGUCACGGAAAACCGUCGUGUUUGACGAAGUGACAUUUACCCGCACCGGUUUAUGGAUAGUGCUGUUCGGCAUGUAUUUCUUCAUCUUGCUCUCCCAGCUGAUGGUCUAUACUCCGGAAAUCUGUGAACAACGGUUUUGUUUGGUCAAUGCCAUUCUUCUUCACUGGUUUGCGCUAAUGAGUAUUGCAUGGACAACUGUGCAAACAGUACGAGUCAUUCAGAUAAUACGCUUUCCACAAACUUAUGGGAGAACAAAAUACCUUCCUGGAGACACGUACCAUAGGUUCAGAAUGAAGACCUGGUUUGCUGCAACUGUUAUUCCCGGCGUUUUCCCUUUUCUUGCCUCGGUUAGCCAUUUCUCCGAAAGUUCAAGGGAAUUUCUUGGAGGAUACGGUUACGCAAGUCAGGAAAAAUGGUGCUGGUUGGACGGCGAUCACCUUUGGAUACCCUGGGUGACGUUUAUCGCGCCUAUGUCCAUCGCAGCUCUCCUCAACGUAGCAGCUGUCGUUAUUUAUAUCAAGACAACAAAAGGUCGCCGAAAGAAACUGGCGGCCUUGGACAAACAGGCCGGCAUUCAGGCGGACACGGUUAAAAGCCGGCUCUAUGGAGUAAUUAUCACGACUGGUUUAAUGGGAUUCACGUGGUUGAGCGUAUGGUUAGCGCUCUUUUCCUGUCUUAUUGAUGAAACUCUGCAGUAUGUCUGCGUAAUACUGCUGACCGUUGCGUGCGGCUCGCAGGCUGUUUACAUUAUCAUUUUCCAAGCUGUAAUUCCGGAGAAACAAUUGAGAAAAGGGGAAAUAUCGGAUAAAAAUUAUUAG